CAGGGGGCUGUGAACUCCUGUGAAUGGAGUAGCCAAGACCCCAUUUGCUCUGGCUUGGAGAGCAGGAGGUGUUCUCACAGACAUCUUGCCCCUUACAGCCUUAUGGCUUCUACAGCAGCAGAACGGCAAUGGCAACUUGGAGUACUGUACUGAUUCUGCUGCAUACAGCUCCUACUCCGCACUCACGGGCCCCCUCACAAUGGAAGACAACAGACGGAUUCAAAUGCUGGCAGACACUGUGGCUACUUUGCCUCGGGGACGAAAGCAGCUUGCUUUGGCCAGAUCAAGUUCUCUAGGUGACUUUUCCUGGUCUCAAAGAAAACUUGUUACUGUGGAAAAGCAGGACAAUGGAGCUUUUGGAUUUGAAAUUCAGACCUACAGGCUCCAGAACCAGAACAUCUGCUCCUCGGAAGUAUGCACUAUGAUCUACAAAGUACAAGAAGACAGCCCUGCUCACUGUGCUGGCCUGCAAGCUGGUGACAUCCUUGCAAAUAUCAAUGGUGUGAGCACAGAAGGCUUUACCCACAAACAAGUGGUUGACCUGAUCCGAUCGUCAGGAAAUGUGCUAACGAUAGAGACUCUUAAUGGAACAAUGAUUCACAGGAGAGCAGAGCUUGAAGCAAAGUUGCAAGCUUUAAAGCAAACCUUGAAGAAAAAAUGGGUGGAGUUCAGGUCUCUACACUUACAGGAACAGCGCCUGCUGCAUGGAGAUACAGCUAACUCCCCAAACUUGGAAAACAUGGACCUGGAUGAGUUGUCCUUGUUUGGAAAUCUGCUGGGGCCAGGCCCAGCCCUCCUGGACCAGAACCGACUGUCCAGUGAGAGCAGCUGUAAGAGUCGGCUGAGCUCCCUGACCAUGGACAGCGAGGACGGCUACAGGACAAGUGUGUCCGAGGACUCCAGCCGGGGCGCCUUCAGCCGGCAGACCAGCACCGAUGACGAGUGCUUUCUCUCUAAGGAAGGAGAUGAUAUUCUGAGGAAUGCUUCUUCCAGGAGAAACCGGAGCAUCAGUGUCACCAGCAAUGGGUCCUUAUCCCCCUUGUGGGAGGGCAAUUACUCAAGCAUGUUUGGAACUCUACCCCGGAAAAGCAGACGGGGAAGUGUCCGGAAGCAAAUUUUGAAAUUCAUCCCUGGCCUUCAUCGUGCGGUAGAAGAGGAAGAGAGUCGUUUCUGAUGGGUGGAAGAGACCCUUUGAACUGGCUGCUUUCACAAUUCUCUCUCUACUUGCCUAGAUCAACUCCGCCCGCCUUCGUGGGGAAGUACACUCUGUGAAGCUCACAUCCCAUUUCACAGCAGCAUUGACCUUUAAGUUCUUAUGUUAUUUUUGGGUCUUUUGUCAUUUUUUUUUUCAUCCAGUACAGCUCAAGUUCUAAGAGUACAUCAGGGAAAGAAAGUGAUAGGUUAGAUAAUGUAAUAAUAUGUCUGUUCAUUCUAAUGCUGGCCACGCAAGUACAAAAGUAUUUAUUUUACUGACCAUGCGCGUAAGAAGUGGAGAACUCUUUGGAGUCAAGUGUGAAUACGGAGUGACAGGAUAUAAUUAUUGGGUUGCUUUCCAUAGUU
Molecule: messenger RNA, 1560 nt
Organism: Peromyscus eremicus (cactus mouse)
Lineage: Eukaryota; Metazoa; Chordata; Mammalia; Rodentia; Cricetidae
Gene: Cytip
Product: cytohesin 1 interacting protein
Exons: 9
Coding region: 200-1174 (324 amino acids)
Biological process (GO): regulation of cell adhesion
Cellular component (GO): cell cortex
Molecular function (GO): protein binding
Source: RefSeq, a predicted model, not a curated record